AAAAACGUGAGCAGAUCCCAUUUCCAGUUCAGUCAGUCACCACGGUCGACUAACAGGACGUGUGUCGUGUGCUUUUUCUAGCGUCUACUAGUACUACUACCACGCACGCAACCUUCUUCCGUAGUCGAGCGCGUACCGACACGAGUGGCAGCGUACGAAGACAUUUGACAAGCGCCUUCACCAUAAUGAUUAGCAUCUGGUACAACAAUGAGUCUAACCUAGAUUGGGUCCGCAAAGCUAACCGAUAGUAUAGAACCUACCCUAAUAAAGGGUUCGGCAGAAAAUUACGCUAUCCGAGAAAAGUUAGCAAACCGCAACAGCCGCCACACUGUCCACAGCAACAACCAACAGCAUCAUCCUCCACCACCAGCAGCAGCAGCAGCAGCAAACCCUCACCGCAACAGCAGCAGCAGCUUCAUUCCGCCGACGUACCGCAUUCCAGUACAUCGCAGUCCUCGCGCCGUCCGCAGCACUCUUCUACGUCCGCUUCCUCGUCGUCGGUACCGACCCUUCCCACCACCUCAGGCGAGCCACGGGCCGCUGGCAGCAGCAGCAGCAGCAACAGUCGACGCAACUCGAAGCAACUGCAACGCGACGAGCUGGCCGCCAAGAUGGGCAAGCACGACAUGAAGCGCGGCAUCUCCCAGCGAUCCUCGGAUGCCGGCGAAUCUCCCAAGCAUUAUGCUUCAACAAAUUUAGUUGGCAAAUUUACACAAAGCGUCCGACGAAUAGUGCAAGACGUUAAGGAUGAAGGUUCGCCGAGUGGUAUGAGCCGCGAAGAGCUGCUCGAGACGAACGAACGGCUGCGGGCGGUCCGGCUCCGGUUGGAGGAAUCGUACGAUACCGCCAAGAAGGCGCUGGUCAACCUGAUGAACAAAUACGGCGACUCCAAGAGCCAGCGCAACAUCUUCAAUCGCUACCCGAUGCUGAAGCUCAUGAUCAAGGAUGUGAUCCGGCUGGAAACGCAGUACUGGACGCUGGUCGAAAUUCCGAAGCAGGAGAAGCUAGAAACGGUGCCGGCCUUCGUACUGCGUGCCUGCAGCAUUAUGGAGAAGUCGCAAAAGUCGGGCGAGGGCGUGAAGACGUCCGCCAAGCUUGCGGAGGAAGCCGCCGAACGGCGCGAACGGAUGGAGCGACUCGAAACAAUGACCACGGCACAGAUCGAGCAGGAAAACACGCAGAUGAUCAACGAUCUUUACCGUCUGCUCAAGAAGUACACCGGCCUAAGGAACUUGAUUCGAGAGCUGAAGUCCGAGUACGGUAACUCCAAAAUCUAUCCCAUCUUCCCGCGGUACACGAUGCUGAAGGACAUGAUCAAGGACAUCAUGCACGACCCGGACUACAUGGAGGUUUGUCACGAGGUGGACAACUGAAAUCACCAGAAAUAAAACCCGCUCGUCAUCGCAUCGAACGUCUAGUAGGGCUGCACCCGACCGGCAGCACGGACCUAGACACUCUGGUAUGAUGAAGGGCGAGUUUUAUAUAGAGGAACUGUGCGACGAUCGUGCGCACAUGUUUUUUUUGUGUUGUUUUCGCUUCGUUUCGCACCAUCUUCUGGCGAUGAUGCGUUGUGGACCCCAUUUUUGAGACUGGAUGGACCGGGUGGGACGGACGGUAGGUGGGCGUGUGUAACGCGGCACCUAAUAUCAGGCUGUUAAACAAACAAAAGAAAAGAUCACAAAAGCGGAAGCCACCACGACCUACGCCAUAUCUUCAACGCGCGCCUACAAUACACGCUCGCAUAUCACAUUAGUUCGCUUGUGCUGGAUACUGCUGUCCGCGGAAAACCCAGCCAACCCAACAGCCCAACAGCAAGAACACCAUCAUCAUCAUUACUCUUCAUUGUUGCUGUGGAGAAUGAAGCUCUGGAAUUGGUGCUCUCUUCUGAGUAGGUAACACGGUGAGGAUGGAUUUGGUGGGGAGCAAAAACGGAGGACAAAAUGUGAAUCUACAAUCAACAAGGGCCUUAUAGUGAAGGGGGGAGGAUGAGGGAGAAAGGGACAAAUUCGCAACACCACGAUUAGUAUACUACUCCACUCCCUUCUUCCCUUUCCUCCUGUAGGAUUGUCCUUGCAAUGCGAGAGAGAGUUUUGGAUUUAUGUCUUUGGCCCCACCACCAUCAUCACCACCAUUACCAGUACCAGGCUGAACAUGGCUGGACAGUUAGUUAAGGGGAUUGGGAUACACUUACAUUCGUUGACCACCGUCCGCCCCUUGUUCGGUCCCCAGGCCGGAGGGGAGAGGAGUCAGGCGUCUACAAGACGAUGCUCCUAAGUACCGCGCAUUGGUUAUUCUAAGAAACGUCACAAUACUUUAUCACAUCUUUAUUCGAAGACAAAUGCAGCUUCGACACAAUCGCUAUAAGCAUCACACACAAAACCGAGGAGCAUCAAGGAGCUUUUGGUUUUGGUUUGUUGUUUUAGUCGCAAAUAUCUUACCUUUCCAAAAAACCAAAAACGUACUUCCCAGGCUGGAACAGAGCAUGGAGUGAAGCACCGUGAAAGCAGAAUCAGAAACGAGAAGUAAAACUUACAAAACACAAAAGUUAUUAACAAAAACAAAAAAACACAAAACGUUGAUGAAAUGACCCACCUAUCUCUACAUGAAUAAUGUAUUCAAUACAAAAUGAAAAAAAGCGGGAAAAGCGGAAAGCAAAGGGAUGACAGAGGAACACAACUAUUUUUGCACAGAUAGUAUUUACAUAUUCAAUCGAGUUUUGGUUUGUGUUGUACCUUUGGAUCAAAAAAGAAACUAGACACACAAAUUCGAAAAUUCGUUCGCACACGUACACUACCUUCACCCACCAAUGGAAAACACACACAAUCAACUCAACGUAGGACAAAAACAACCAAACAAAAACAACCCGAACACAAUCGAUACACACACACGUAGGACACACGCACGAACCACGCAGGAACCAACAAUUGUGGCACAAACAAAACAAGGUAAAAACAAACAAGAAGAAAAAAAACAUAGUGCAAGCGAACUCUACAUUAGAAAAAAACACACUAAACGCUAAAAAUUUAGCAACUAAAAGCCAAAAGACCAAUUCAAUAAAAGGAAACAAAAGAGAAGAAAAAGGGAGAAACAAAAAAACUCAUCACUCUAUACACGAGAACGUUAGGCGACACGAGAGAAGGCGACAGGCCAAAAAAGAACAUUUUUAACCAAUGCCUUAGGCAUCGGACUUGACAUAUUGCAAGAGCAACAUACACACACAAACAAGAGUGAACGAAAGAAGCAGAAGAAGCAAAAAAACAUAGGGAAACAACUACCAGAAUAAAUUUAUCAAAUAUCAUUAACGGAAAACAAAACUAUUUGCGAAAAAAAGAAAAUACACACACGCCCACAGACAACACUACCAGUAUUCAACACAGAGAGGACAGAAAGGUGGCGAACCGGAAGACAACCGUUUGAUUUCUGUUCGAUUUUAAGUGUAAGUGUGUGUGUGGGAGUGCUCUAAGCCCGUUUCCUUCCGGUCGCCCCAAGGACGAUGGACGAAGUGGCCUCUCUCUUUAGAAGACGCGUAACAAAUUUGAUACAAAAAUGACUAAAGUAACCAAAAAAAAAACAACUCUAACAAAACGUAACGAAACAAAAAAAGAUAUUAGAACGAUAAAAAAAGAAGAAUAAAAAAGCCACACCAAGACAAAAACAUUAAACUACAUUCAACACAAACACUAACAAAAAGAAAACAAACAAACAAACCAACACACAACCGCUACUCAUCCAUAUUGGAGCUUCUCGCCUUUUUUUACACAUGUUUGAUGCAGAGAAAAGGAAAGAGAAAGUAAGAGAGAAGGAGAAUGAGUAGUUGCAGAACAUAACAAAUAGCAAGUGAACAAGCGGUAGUGAUGAAAUUAGAAAUAAUGGUAAUAUGUGACAAAAGAAAACAGAAGAAAAAACAAACAAACAAACAAAACUAGCACAACCAAACGAACAAAGACAAACCAAACUAAACAAACAAACACAAAAAAACAAAACUGGCAAAAAGGCAGCACAAACUGGAGUAAGAAUAUAUUCAAUAUUAGCUGUGUUUGAUCGAUGUGUGGCCAGAGCUGGCAGAGUCUGCGGGGACCCGACCAGCCCAACAACAAAACAAAACCACAACCACAACACAAACAAACGCACACAAAAAGAAGAAGAGGAAAAAAACAACAUAUUCGUGGAUAACAAUAACGUAGAUAGAAAUCAAUAAUAGUGAUGUAAACGUACGGUAUGGCAAAGAGGAAAAUUGCAGCAACAACAGAUGUAAGAACCACCCUUAAAAAGGGAGAAGGGAGGGAAGGAUACCGAGUAGGGGACUUAGAAAGAAGCUAGUAGACGCAAAACCGGAACGGUAUACAGACAGAACCGAAAAAAAAACCAAAACCUCACAGCACAUUUGGUCCCUCCUACUGAGUUGCCGCUAGUUUCUUAUCCGUAAAUGUAACCAACAGCAGCUCAGCGAACAGUUUAGUAGUUAUGCGAAAGACAUCGUGCUUAUGCCAUUUGUCCCAAACCAAGGUGUGUUUGUGUGUCUGUUUCGUCCUUAACUCACAAUAGUACACACAUUGAGGCCAAAACCAAGCAAGAAGUGUAGUAACAUUUGCCUAAGUGGUCUUUUAUCACCACGGUUUGUACUAAAUACACUUAAUGAAGGCUUGUUUGAAGUUCACCAUUUUCUAAAUUAUGUGUCAUCUUUUACUGACACUUCUUCUUUGUCCACUACCAGUUCCAAGGGUUUACGAUUACCUUCUUUAUUAUAGUUUUAGUUCUUACUUGCUCAUUCUUCAUUCUUCCUUUGUACUAAUUACUAACUCUAUGCCUACUUGAAAAUUGCAUACUUUAAGGCGUUAACAUCCAGUAUAUCGGAUCUUGAUUUUGGAAGAUGUAUUUUUCUUCUUUUUCCAACUUUUUGCUUUCCCUUGAGAUGACUCAUUGUUACCAAACUUUAUGUUUUGCUUCGCUACUAAAGGCAACGGUAACAUGAGCUGACGGUCUGUGCUGCCGGCUAAUAGUGGCGACCUAUUUGCAGGUUAUGCUUUGCCCAACAGUCGUACGGCAUCGCGCAUCAAAACAGCCCCUGCAUUUAUGCAACCAUGCGUCGAGGUCAAACGAAACCGUAAGUUCAUUUAGUGCAAGGGCAUGAAAGUGAAGAUACUAUUACGAAACAGAUACACACACACAUGUAAACACAUACGAGUGCAUGUAACGCAGGUCACCCCAUGUUAGUAGUCGUUUUAGCUUGCUUGCGCGCUUUACGUUUGUAGACAUUUUAAAGGCCCACCCUCACGCUCACGAACGAAAGCGAACGAGUCGGACCGUUGUGUCAGUAUUUUAGUAUAAAAAAUAAUAUUAACAUAGUAUUUGUGGUUCCACAUUCUGUUCUACCGUUAGAGCCGGGCUUCGUCCUAUGACUGCUAAAGGAUUCGUUGCAAGUUAAAACAAAAGCAGGCUCCAAAAUCCCAUCCAAUACACACACGCAGACUCACACAUCCACAAAGGCACACGCACACAAACACGCACAAAUUUAACUGAUAAUCCAAUCCUUAAUCACUAAUACUCUCCCCCAUUUGCCCACCAUUUAAAAACAAUCGGGGCUUUACGCUUCACUUAGGUUUUCUCCUACGGGCGGGAAAUAUAAAAAAGAGCAAGAAAGCAAGAGAGAGAAAGAGAGAAAGAUAGAGGAGCAUUAGAGUGUUGCGCAUUCAGAACAUUGUACAUAACGCCGCAUUGUUGUAUAGUUGUGCUUAAGUUUGGCUUAUUGUGAAGAAGCAAGCAAAAGAAGAAAAAAAACAAAACAAAACAAAUAACACACGAGACGAUGAAUCUACAGCGCGAACAAAAACCAAAUGAAAUGAGUACAGAAGUAGGUGGUGAAAUUAAAAAAAAAGAAAAGAAGAAAGAAAGCAAGCAAAAAACACCGUAUUAAAAGGGCACCGGAAUGCACUAGAACAGAAGCAGCAGCAGAAAAAAAAACGAACAAACAGCAAAUCAACCAAUAUUAUAUUAUACAUCGCGCGCGCAUCGGCAUUUAGUAGUCUCUCGGCAUCGGCAGACGUGAAAAAGUAGCAGAACAGCAGAAAAAAACAGAAAAAGUCAUACUCACACACACACACAUAUGACGAGUAAUGUGACGAUUAGUAAACACGCAUAGGAAAGCUAUUACAAACAAAACAAGGCAAGUAACCAACAAAGCAAACAAACAGAAGAAAAAAAAUGGGAGAAAAUCAGAAACAGAAGAGAAUGAUAGGCAAAAAGGAAGAUAAAAAAAAACCGUGUGCUUCAUAUUAUAAAACAUUGUCGUAGCAAUUGUCAAGCGCCGCCGAAGAGGCCGGAGGGGCAUAUUUAUAUAUAUACACAAUACAAUAUACAUAUACAUAUACAUAUUCUUAGUUGAUAUAUAUAUUGAUUACGAUAUUGGCACUGGCGCACUACGAGCAUCCGGCAGCAAACAACAACAACAGCAACAAAACGGCGCACACAAUGACGUACAUCCGCUUUCGCCUAUUUUAUGUUUGGUUUUAUGUUACCACAGUACAUUGUAUUUGGUGUUGUUUUUCCUUUAGCUAUUUUGUUUUUUUGGUUUCCAAAAAAUACAAUCACCCCACUUGCGAAAAGAAGGACGAGCACCCCACGCACCGUUCGGCAACGGACUACCCCAUAUCAUGCUCAUACCCACCGAAAACAAAUUGUGUGCUCGAUUGGUGUGGUCGCGUUCGUCGUCUUAGGACGGUGGAGUAAAUCUGCUAAUACCUAGCUGCAGCCCUGUGUGUCCUCCAGUAAGGACAGUCACCUUACGACUCAGCACACCUUAGAGGGUGGAUGGAGUGACCGCGAGUGUUUUAGUACAAGAAAUCAGUUGAAAAGAUGGGCAAAAUGCGUUUCUUUUCUGCUUACAUGCUGUGGUCUUUUUUUACUGUUUAAAUUCGACACAACAAAGCAAAAAAACUAGAUUAAAAUGUGAUACAUUUGCAUGAAGCAUCAAUUGGAACACGCACACGCACUAUUGAUUGGAACGGUGGUAGUUGGACUAAGACGAUCAAACACCGACAAACUAAAACACGAAAAUGAGACACACACCCACGGAGCAAAGAAGCUAGAAACGUGAAAAUUAUGUGACCGUGAAAUCAGCUUUACGUCGAAGGAUCUUAUCGAUCGGUGUACGAGUGUUGCUACUGCUACUACUGCUACUGCUUGCACAACAUCACUCCGAACUGAAGAAGAGGAAGCAAUACAAAAGAAAAGGGAACGACAGUAGAGAAGAGAGCAGAAAUGCAGUAGGAUGAACACACUUGAACAGGAUGACACACGACGGCACAGGGCGAACGUAAAGGGACACACAACGGCACGACUAAUCACUUGACACGAUGAUACGCCCCACGAAAGAGAAGAGAAAAAAACACACACACCGGAAGGAAGCAGUUCAAAAGCAGUGGAACAGAAUGAAACUUAAUUUUUACUGAAUGAUUCGGAUGCUUUUGCUCUUUCGGAUGCACGGUCCCCUUGUUUUGAUACAUUCCAGACACAUUAAUGUUCACCGUUCACUUUUACGCGCUUUAAAUACAAUCACAAACUGAACUUCUUUGUGGAUUUGAAUCCUUACUAGAAAUAUAAACAUUGUCUACGAGCGUUCCUUCCGCUAUGUUUAGCUCACCCUGACCCAUCUUUAUCAUCAUUCCCACCUGCAGAACGUUUUUCACUUAAAAUGGGUGGAAAAUAAGACUAAAAAAGAAGAAUGACACACAAUCUCAGAUCUGCUCAGUACAAUCAUACCAAGAAAUCAGAAACAAACGACAACAGAACAACUUUUAGGAGAAAAAAAAAACUUUCCCAACAAAGCAAUUACGAAAGGUACGAACACGCAAACGUACGAUCACGAUCAUAGAAGGAGAGAAACAAAUUUGAAAAACAUAAAAAAGCAAGAAAUAGCAAAAAUCUGCUUGUCUGCUCCUAUUCGUAAAAGCUCAAAACAUACACAAAAAACAAAAAAAGGCGCCAAAAUACCUUUUCAACGCCACGAACCCUCCUCCAAUUUGAAGGGGGUUGAGAAGAGAAUAUGAAACAGAGAAGCAGUGUAAACCUACAAAAAAUGCCGCCCAAUUCACAUUCCUAUCAUCAUCAAAUGCUAAUAAUAUUACACAAUUAUGAUAACAAAUAAUAAUAAUAAUAUUAAUCAUACUGAUCUAUCCCGCUCAACACACCAAACCGGAAGAAAGGAGAAAGGAAAAAACGCCCAAGAACCCCAGAAACAGACAAGCAAACAGUUAAGAAUACGGAACAGGUAACACAACAAGCCCAUACGGAAAGAGAAAGAGAGUGAGAGGCACAAACACAAACAAGAGAAGGAAAGUCCAAAAAAGGAUAAGAUGAGACAAAACAGACAAGGACAAGAUAAGCAAAACGGAAAGACCAUGCCGUUCAAGGUGUUUCAAUCCAAACGCCGCGAGUGUGUGUGUGUGUGUGUGUGUUUAUUACAACAAUCGGACUCGUUGCGAUCGGUGUUUUACGUUGUGUAUGUUUUUAAUGCAGUGUUUUCUUCUUUCGUUCAUCACUAAUACAAUCAUCACGCAAAUUGUAUACACACACAAACAGACACACAAACAGACACACAACACGUACAUCGUCUUUGUAAUGAUGCGUAUUUACAAUAUUUAGCUGAAUAAACAUGUUUGCUUGGUUGAAGCUUU
This is a messenger RNA of Anopheles arabiensis, 8672 nucleotides long. RefSeq lists its product as uncharacterized. Lineage: Eukaryota; Metazoa; Arthropoda; Insecta; Diptera; Culicidae. The transcript has 9 exons. The record is from RefSeq and is a predicted model, not a curated record. The coding region runs from base 612 to 1373 and encodes 253 amino acids.